Messenger RNA from Moneuplotes crassus, 1228 nucleotides. NCBI's taxonomy places the organism in Eukaryota, Ciliophora, Spirotrichea, Euplotida, Euplotidae. The record is from the annotation of a GenBank genome assembly.
CUUUUAUCCAACAGCGUGAAAUAUUUUAUUUCUCUAAAUAAAUGAAUCCUAAGCGCCAUACUGUGACUAAUACCCUCAAAGGAUCUAAGAAGAGCACAAUCAUCAAUAAGCUUGGAGCAAACAUUGCUACUGUGAAAGCUGACCCAUUGACGAAAUACGGAGUGGACUCUCCCACCACAAUAAGUCAGAUAAACAAUAUGAAUUAUAUUGGAAAGACCAAUGAGGACUUGAAAAAUCCUUCUGUCUCUCAAAAUUGAAUUUUCCAAUUUCCAUCUUCAAGGACCAGCAUCGAGCUAUCUAGUACUUUUGGACUUGGAGGGAAAGAAGAGCUCCAAAUUAUUGGCAAGUCUAAGAACUAUAGAGACAAAACUCUUCCUAGUCCUAAACCUUCCACCGCGAUGAUGACAAAACGAACUAAAAGUAUACCCCAGUUCCAUGCCUUCAGGAAGACCCAAUCCAGAAAAAUGAAGAGGACCACUCAGAUGACCUACAAAGACAUUAACGAGCUGAGCAAGAAAGUCCUGAUAGAAGACCUACAAAGGAAGUGGAUCAAGCGGGAAAGGGCUUCUCUGACUGGGAGGGCUUCCCAAGAUCGCCAAUUGCUAAUUACGAAGGGAACUGGCUACGCAGACCCAACCUCCUUGAUGACCAAGAAAGAUUUCUUCAAAAGACUAGGCAUGCCUUAUAACUAUGGUGAAGGAAAAUAAGCUGAAUCUUAAUAUAAAAUCCAUCUUUAAUAAAAUGAGAAGAUCAAACUUUAUGAAAAGGGAAAAUGGCAGCUAUGAGAAGAGGACCCAGAGCUCCUGUGCUGUCAAGUCCAAUCAUUUAGGAAGUGAUCAUAAGACCAUAUUUUCUAAAAGGAAAGGAUUAGUAACUUCCAGAUAUAACCCAGAUUACUCUCCUCAAAAAAUUUCACAGAUAAAUUAUGGUGAAAGCUUCUCUAAAAUACUGAAAGAAACAAUAAUUAAGGAUAUUAAGAGUGACGUCUUCAGAGAGAUGGCUCACGCAGAGGGUGGAGUUCCCAGAGCCAUCAGAAAUUCAUCCAUCCCUCUCGAUUUCGGCGAAAUGAACAAGGUUACUCCGCUGACCAAGAAGAUCAAUACCCAAAUUGAUCUUCACAUUAAGAAGCACAGUUUAGUCCUGGAGAAAUGAAUACUUGACCGGGCCAAAGGCAAGAAAAUAGUCGCUUCCAAUAGUUCAAAUUAAGUCUCCAAAUGAGUGCGGAAGC